AUGCUAUCGCGUCUUACCUGCGUUUGCACACACAGGGUUAUCAAUGCCGAGAAGUCAGAAUUCAACGAGGACCAGGCGGCGUGCUGUGAAAUCUCCAUCCGGAGGAGAGAGCCAGGCCUGGAGGAGGAUGAGGAGUGGCUGAUCCUGUGCUCCACGCAGUAUUUGACCGGUUCCUACUGGGCGCUGUUUGAUGGCCACGGUGGCCCUGAAGCUGCCAUCAUUGCCUCCAACUAUUUGCACUACUGCAUCAAGCAGAAGCUGGAGGAGGUUGCGGGGGGCAUCACAGAGGCACAUCCCCCCAUGCAUCUGAGCGGACGCUGCGUUUGCGACAGCGACCCCCAGUUCGUGCAGGAGAAGCAGAUCCAUGCAGAAGACAUGGUGGUGGGAGCCCUGGAGAACGCCUUCCAGGAAUGCGAUGAAGUAAUUGGUCAGGAGAUGGAAGCAACUAACCAGACUGGAGGCUGCACAGCUCUGGCAGCCCUUUACCUCCAGGGAAAGCUGUACGUGGCUAACGCUGGGGACAGCAGGGCAAUUCUUGUUCUGAAGGACGAUAUUGUGCCCAUGAGUUGCGAGUUCACACCCGAGACAGAGAGGCAGCGAAUCCAGCAUUUGGCGUUUCUCUUCCCCAAGCUCCUGGAUGGCGAGUUCACUCGCUUUGAGUUUCCACGGAGGUUGAAGGGAGAUGACGUGGGCCAGAAAGUCCUGUACCGGGAUUACUUCAUGGAGGGCUGGGGAUACAAGAUGGUGGAGAAAGCAGACCUCAAGUACCCUCUUGUCCAUGGUCACGGGAAGCAGGCUCGCUUGCUGGGGACUCUGGCUGUCUCUCGAGGGCUAGGGGAUCAUCAACUCAAAGUCAUCGACACCAACAUUGAAGUCAAACCUUUCCUCUCCUGCAUUCCUAAGGUGAAUGUAUUUGACUUUGCUCUGCAUGACAUUAAGGAAGAUGAUGUCCUCAUCAUGGCAACUGAUGGCCUUUGGGAUGUUCUGUGCAACAAAGAGGUGGCCCAUUUGGUCAGGAGCUUCCUUGCAGAAAACAGGACAGACCCCCACAGGUUUUCAGAACUGGCCAAGCGCUUGGUAUGCAAAGCGAGAGGAAAGAAAACAGGCCACCAGUGGAUGCUGGAUGACAGCCACGAAGCAUCCUACGAUGACAUCUCUGUAUUUGUCAUCCCACUGCACAACAGGGAUGCGGACUGUUAGCAUGGCACGCAGGAUGUCAGUGCUCCCCUACUGCGGUGCUAUUCAGCAUCAAAGCAAGACUGAGGGAUGUCUGCUGUGCAUGUACACUCUUCCAGUAAAGCCUCCCUCACGUGGAACCUGAAAACGCACAGGCAACAUUAUGCACAAGAGGAUCAACAAGAAAAUUUAACUCCUUAUGAACAUGCAAGAAAGGAACAGUGGGCAACUAAUCAUUCCUCUUACUCCCUUCUCUUUGUUGUGCUAAUGAGAAAUUGCAAAGGUGGCCACAGAAGCUGAAGAGCACUAUUUCUAAGAUCCUCACAGUACAGUUAGCCUCAAAUCCACGUUCUAGUGACCUCCCCUCGCCUUUUAGUUUGCACAAGAGAUCCAACCAGGCUCCUCAAGAGCUGGAUUUUAAUCAGAAGUGAACUUAACUAAGUUCUGUAAAACAGGAUGCAUAAGCUACAGGCAUCCCUCUUUUCCAUUUGCUGUAACACAAGAUCUACUGAAAGACCGGGCGUUGCUGCUAAGACAGCAUUACACAUGGCCAUGCCUGCGUAAUGCAACGCAAAAGCUGAAGCAAUUGCCCAGAGCUCUUCCAGUGGAGAAAGUUGCUUCUUGUAGGCAGCACCAUUUCGAAAUGGAAGAUGCUGUUAUCAGAUGAAGCUACACAAGUGUGCAGGAACCUCCUGUAUAAAGGUACAUGCCUUGCUGUUAUUUAAGAACAUUUUAAGUAUAUGGCAUGCAAUGCAAUCUACAUACUUCUAACAAUUCAUAGUCCACAACACAACAGUUUUCUUGUUCAUUCAGGUCAUUUGUCAUUCACAGUGAGGCUGUUUUCAUAGCAGUAACACUGAUGAGAACGCAAGCAAUUAAGUACAUCAGCUCAUUUACUAGAAGACCUCCAAGUAAAAUAAAACCAGGUUUUCAAAUUUG
Molecule: messenger RNA, 2115 nt
Organism: Struthio camelus australis
Lineage: Eukaryota; Metazoa; Chordata; Aves; Struthioniformes; Struthionidae
Source: RefSeq, a predicted model, not a curated record